Messenger RNA from Mizuhopecten yessoensis (Yesso scallop), 6558 nucleotides. RefSeq names its product serine/threonine-protein kinase Nek7-like. Gene Ontology annotation, molecular function: protein kinase activity; ATP binding. The record is from RefSeq and is a predicted model, not a curated record. The transcript is spliced from 9 exons. Lineage: Eukaryota; Metazoa; Mollusca; Bivalvia; Pectinida; Pectinidae. The coding region runs from base 117 to 1175 and encodes 352 amino acids. Gene Ontology annotation, biological process: protein phosphorylation.
UUGUCAGGAAAACUUGUACAUGCGCACCUGUUAUUGCUGUACAUAUUUCGGGAAAGGACUAUCGAUAUACAACAAAAACACCUUUAUUCCGUCCAGUUCACAGGUGGAUAUAGGCCAUGGAGCCUAUGGAUCAGGACGAAACCCUCCAACAGGCCACAGUGUACCAGAGAGACAGCGUAUAUGGCACUCUAGGGAACUUUGAGAUUGAAAAAAAAAUUGGCAAGGGUCAAUUUUCUGAGGUUUACAGAGCACGAUGUAAGGUUGAUGGAAGCGUUGUAGCUUUGAAAAAAGUUCAGAUAUUUGAAAUGAUGGAUGCAAAAGCAAGACAAGAUUGUAUAAAAGAGAUUGACCUCCUGAAACAAUUGAACCAUCCAAAUGUGAUAAAAUACCUGUCGUCUUUCAUAGAAAAUAACGAGCUUAAUAUUGUACUAGAGUUGGCAGAUGCAGGGGAUCUGUCUCGUAUGAUUAAGCAUUUUAAAAAACAGAACAGAUUGAUACCAGAGAAAACGAUAUGGAAAUAUUUUAUACAGAUAUGUGGAGCUCUGGAACACAUGCACUCCAGACGAAUCAUGCACAGAGACAUAAAACCAGCCAAUGUAUUUAUUACAGCACAGGGCAGAGUAAAACUUGGGGACCUUGGAUUAGGUCGUUUCUUCAGCUCAAAGACCACAGCUGCUCAUUCCCUAGUUGGGACCCCAUAUUAUAUGUCUCCGGAAAGGAUCCAUGAGACAGGUUAUAACUUCAAGUCAGACAUGUGGUCCUUAGGAUGUCUGUUAUAUGAGAUGGCAGCUUUGCAGUCCCCUUUCUAUGGAGACAAGAUGAACUUGUACUCUCUUUGUAAAAAGAUUGACCAGUGUGAUUACCCACCUUUGCCAGCCGAUUGGUACUCAGAAGAUCUAAGGAACCUGAUUGCCAUUUGUAUCAACCCAAAGCCAGAACAGCGGCCCGACAUUACCUAUGUAAAUGAAGUGGCUCAGCAGAUGCACCAACGCCACAGUCAGGCCACACCCACCAUGCCACAGGCCCAGCAUCCACAUCACCCCCACCUCCAGCAGCCUCCAAACCAGACACAGUUCCAACAGCAUCCAGCCAUGGUUGCCCAACAACCACAGUUACAACAACAAGAGAUACCCCAGCAACCAACACAGCAACCACAACAGGAACAAGUUGUGUAAAAUACAUCACCAGAAAUGAUCCGUCUCAUAUUCAAAACCAUAUUAAAUUCAAAGGAACAGUAUUACAUUUUUAUUUGAUCAAUAUUGCUCAUUUGAAACGAUCACAUUUAUCGCUUUCCAUUUGACAUGUGCAUCAUGUGUCCUUCUAAACGGUUGUUAAUUUUAGUGAACAAUCUACAUGAUUGACAAAUUCAUGUUCCUUAGCCAUUGUCGGAAGUGUGAAAAUUGUAUUACCACGUAACCCGUAGCUGAACACUAUGUUGAAAGCUGAUGUUGAAUAGUCACGGGUCUCAAUCUUAAUGCAUGAAUUGGAGAAAUGUUUUGAUCAGAGAAAUAGUAGAAGGCAAGAUUAUGAAAUCUCUCUGGGUUUGUUUAUUCAAUUUUUUUAUUUAACUGUACAGGUUAUUCAAGAAAUUCAGGCCUUGGGAAUAAAUGGGAUUUUUCAUCCUUUAAAAUUAGAAACUUUACAUUUUAAAUUUGGAAAUCUUUAUACAUUUUUGUAGCUAAAUAAAAUGAUUCCAUUUGAUCAAUCUAAAACUUAAGGCCUUGUGGAACUAUAUAAUAAAUGGAGUUAGUAUUUAAGAUCCAUUCUUCUGGAACUAAAGCACCAGUAUAACAUGAAACAUCACUUUCUUUUGUAAUUUUCUGCUGCAGCCACGAAAAACUGAAAGUAAAUACACAGUGAUAUUGUAUGCAUGUUUGAUAUCCAUCGUAUCAGAUCAUUGUAUAGUUAUCACUUCUCUGUACAGGUUCAAGGGAAGUAACUUUAAUAUCAGCACGUGUCUGAACUCGCUACAUUCCACAUAAGUAUCUACUUUAUUGACAAAGUGGAUUCGGUUUUGUUAUAUAUGUGUUUGUUCAUUCAUAAAAUCAUGUGUCAAAACUCCCAUCAAACAUUAUUGAAAUGAUACAAUAAACACAAAUAUGAUAUGAAAGGUUAUAGAUAGUUUUAUAAGAGAUUAAACAUUUUGUGAUGCCUAUUUAUGAAAAAUUCAAACCAGGCUAAUAAGGCCAUUUAUGAAGUAAUAAAACUUUCCUAGAAUCACAUUUAAUAUUUUGCAAGUAAACUUUUGAAAUUAGAUAAUCAGUAUAUUUAAUGCAGAAUUAACUGGUGUGUCAAAAGUAAAACUGAUCAGUAUGCAUAGAAUACUCAAUACAUUUGAGUUGGUCCAGUACAGGAGUACAGUAGAUCUACACAUGAAGUAAUUUGUAGGUUAACUAAUCAAUUAUAGUUCCUCAGUUAAUUAACUGGUAUUGUUAAUUGUGUGAUGUUGUAGAUUCUGUCAUCAAUGUGUUAAGCUCAGUUCUGUUGAUCUGUUUUAAUUGAGCAGAAAUGUAUCAUUAGUCUGGUUCUAUCAGAUGUUUUGAUUGAGUAGAAAAGUAUCAUUAGUCCGGUUCUAUCAGAUGUUUUGAUUAAGUAGACUGAAAUCCAUCAUAAGUUUGUUUGGCACUAUGUUAUAGUUUUAUUUGCUAAGCAUCAAAUGUUUGCAUAAUACUGUAGACCUGCUGUUGUUAUCUAACCCUCAUGGAUUGUGUAUAGGGAGGUCAUUCACAGACUAAGGAUUAUCAGUUGUUAGAGUUAUACAUUUUUUCUUGUCUUUCAUUUUUUUUUUAUGGUGGUUAAUAAAAAAAAAAUGAGGGCUUUGUUAGCAUUCCAGAUCACUAUACUAUGUUUUCUGCUGUUUAUUAGAUCUGUAAGAAGUGUUAUAAUUUAUUCAUUUCAUUUGUCCUCAGACUUGGAAAGAUCUGCUUUAGAAAUAUGAAGGCAUGGCCUCAAAUAGAUUCUGAAGUUGUAUACCAGUAUUUCAGUAUGUUUUACAUCAUGGAAUUAUGGGACCAUGAAAAUACUUAAACAAUGCUGUCCUUAUGGUUAGUGUCUGGAAUAGAAAACAGAAGCAUCUGGUGUUCAUUAUUGACUUUUUCUGUUAUAUCAGAUCACUCAACAACAGUUCCCUAUAACUUGUGAGAGUCAUUUUAGUUUACAGCAUUCAUCAUCAAUUUCAACUUUAAAAGACUAUUAGGUUAGAACCACUGGACUAAAUGAAAUGUAGGCCUGCUGUGGACUGAGAGGCAGGGCACCUAUUAAAGUUUGUAUGAAGCAUUCCGAAACCAGGAAAUUGGUGUUGUAUAACUGGGGGCUUAGACUUUGUCCCCCAUCCCUGCCCUACCUAAAGCAGAGGUGUGAGACUCAUGUGGGGCAUUUGAAUAGCUGCUAUAGGCUAAUAUAUAUGUAUUGUAUAUGUUUGACAUUUUUUGAAUCCAAUUCGGUAUGAAGCUCUAGAUCAAUUUUAACCAAAAUUGAAAAAUGCACUUACAUUCCCCUCUACAAGUACCAAACAUUGUUGUUGUAAAACUCCUAGGGUUGGAAAAAGAAAAUUGCAUCCAUUUACUCGGAUAACAAAUAAAAACAGCCAAUAGAUCCAAAAUCCUCUUUUUUGGUUUAAGAUAAUAUCCAGAAGUUUCUAUUUACUGAAGUAGUUUAGCAUUUAUGAUUAUUGUGAUUUUCAGCAUUAUUAUUUGUUAAUUAUUGCAGAUUUUUGUUUUACUUAAGCAUUUUAAUCUAGCUGAUUUGCUGGCUCGUGUGAAACCAACACUGUUAUUAAUAUAUAUUAUUGAUUCACUAGAUUAGCUGUGAUGUUUUAAAAAUAGAAGUCAGAGAAACUGACUGACACUUGGUCCAUAGAUAAUUAAUGAAUAGUAAGGCAUUGUAUUAUCUGGACAACCCUUAAGUUCAUCCUACAUAGUUAAUUUUUGUUUGUACAAGCAGAUCUGUUCAAAUUAAAUCAUGUUUAACAUUUAUGAUUUUGUCAGGGAGAAAUAUUAUUAUGUACCUUGAUUGAAGUUACUGAUCAUCAUGUUAUGAAGAUGAGAAAUGAGAAAAUAAUUUAAAGAAAAGUGUUUAUGCAGGAAUGUGCACGUGUUGUUAUGAAUAUUUUGAAGAAGAAAAAGAAAUGUGUCUGUGUUGGAAUGUGUUGUGAUAUGUUGAAGACAGUUUUAAAUGAAAUUUGUCUAUGCUGGAAUAUUUUGAGUUACAAAGAUGUUGAAAGGAUUUAAAGAACUGUUUUUCUAUGCUGGAAUAUUUUAAGAUGUGAAGGUGUUGAGAGUAUUUCUGGAGAAAAAAAAUGUGUCUUUACUAGAAUGUGUUGUUUAUGCAAAAUUUGAACUGCAUCUUUAGUUUUCCUACAUGUACAUAAUAGUACUGUAAGUUAACUCUAAAAACUUAAUAAUUCUUAACACAGAAUUAUUCCGUCCAUUCAAACUAGAAGAAUAACAUAUUUUUUGUGUAAAUAAAAGGUUAAUAAUUGAAUAUCUAAAUUUAUUAAUUUAUAUUUUCUUCUUGAUGUUUUAUGUCUUAAUGAUGUUACUGUUGUAAAUAAUGUACAGGUGUGAUAAUAUUUUCUCAUUAAACCAUCCUUUUCUUCCCAACCACACUACACCUGCAAUGCACUCCAUUUAAACAUGUUCAGCAUACAGUUUGCGUUUGCCAGGAAGUUGAUUUUUAUAUUCAGGAUUAUUUUAUUUUAAUUGAGUAACAAUGGUUCCCUGGAGGAAUUUCUGUGUAGAUCAGACUCCUGGGGUUUUGAUGUGUUUUUAAUUUUGAUCUGAUGUUUGUUAUCAGGUACAGUACUAAACUACUUCCACAUGUAUUUAAACUGAACCUUCUACUUUGAUCUAUUUUAAUGUUUUGGGAUUGUGAUGGACACUCAUUUUGCAGUUGGACCUCGUUAUUACAAAACAAAACAAGUAUUAAUUCAGUAUUUAUUUCGAAAUGUUUUGCGAUUUAACCUGGCACAUUUAAAAGGUCAAUCAGAUUGUUAUGUGGUCCCAGCAAUACUGUAAACAUACCUAUCAGUAUUUCAGUGUUCACCUUAUACUCGUAGCAGUUUUCAUUUUGAUUGGAAAGCUCUACAUUUUACCUACCACCAAAUGUAAAAUCACUUUAUCUAUGCAUUUUAUAGAUAGAUUUAACACUGAACAUAUGAUACUUGUAAAUGCAGUCACUACCUGGUAAGUGAGUGCUUAAUCAUAUUAUAAAGUAGGUUUUCAUUACAAUAAGGUUGGAUGGUAAACUUGCUUAGACAUUUGAACCAACAGUUGCUUUCUCAUUUAGUGCCUCACUAGUUAGUGUACAGUGUUCUAUUUAGUGUAUCUUAGCUUUGGCUCCAUAAGUGACAAGUCUACUGUUUAACCUAGAAAUGUAUGAGUUGACAAAAAAAGUGCAAUAAAUUGUAAUUGUCACUUGGGUUUAGAUCUUGAUAUAGGUUGAAAUUAUUCAGGCAUUAAGUCCUUUCAACUGUUUGAAUAGAAUGAUCACUUUUUAACUGUAUGUUAAAGAUACUUAUACAUUGUAUAAAAUGUGUACAUAAACAUUGAUGAAAACAAUACAUUUAUUUAAAAAAAAAAAAUGUGUAUGAUUAUAAAAGGUGUAUUUCACUGUCAGGUGUUUUAGUGAGUUCAUCCUUUGCUUGAUGUGGACACUUAAUUGUACAUUAUAGGAGUGCUACUAUCUUAUAUUUUAUUGUUAUGAAUUCCAUUUUGAGGUUUGAAAUUAAUUUAGAUAGAUUGUCCCAUGACCCACUAUUGUGCAAUUUGUACAUAAUGUAUUGUGUUGUCUCCCCUACGAUUAAAUAAGAUGACACAAACUCUUACACUAAAACCCAGUAUCUUACUAUCUAUGUUUAAUCUUAGAUACACUGAGUACACUUGUUAGUUGAUUGUUAGUAUUGUUAAAUCCUCUAAAGUAUUUAGACUACAUGUACUUGUUGUCGUUGUUAAAAUAAUUCUAUAAAAUCCUUUGAAAUAUUGAAUUACAGUUUACAAAAACAGAAACUUGUCUGGUAUAAUAGAAGUGUUUGACAUCGCAUUUAGUGCUAAAAUUUUAAAAAUGAAAGUACCAAUGUCAAAGGUUAGGGUAUAUACCGGUAGAUACUGCUACAUCAGUGUUUCCUUAGGUUCGGGUUCAUAUAGAUCCUGUUCCAUCAGAAUUCCCUAAGAUACUGCUACAUCAAGACUCAUGUAGAUUGGGCUAUGUAUAUACUGCAACAUCAAGAAUUCUUUUUACAAGGUCAAAUACAUGUAGAAACUGAUACAUCAUGGGGUAGCAAUUAAUAUUAUCUACAUCAAGUGUUACAAUUAAAAAAAGAUGUUUUUAUUCUGAACCCAUGUUGACUAAUUAUUCCUUGUGUGCUGUAUUGUUUGUUAAAUCUUCCAGUGUUUCCCUGGUAUUGUCUAUAUGUAUUGAAAGAGACAGACAGAGAGAGAGAUAGAGAGAGAACCAAGUGAUUUUUGAAUGAGAAAUGUUGCAUUGUCAAGACAUGCAUGUUAAGCUGAUGUUUGCUAUUCAAAAGAUAUAUAGAAAAUAAAGUCACCUUUUGAAAUGUUA